Molecule: messenger RNA, 4855 nt
Organism: Suncus etruscus (white-toothed pygmy shrew)
Lineage: Eukaryota; Metazoa; Chordata; Mammalia; Eulipotyphla; Soricidae
Gene: ANKRD28
Product: ankyrin repeat domain 28
Exons: 28
Coding region: 16-3264 (1082 amino acids)
Cellular component (GO): cytoplasm
Molecular function (GO): protein binding
Source: RefSeq, a predicted model, not a curated record
AUUUUAAGAGAGCGAAUGAGUCGAGUAUGUAUUGUUGUUUUGGAGGAGGUAGAAGAUGAACCUCCUGCAUUCAUUUCUAAAUUGCCACAGGAAAAUAAAUCCCUAUAUUCUCCACCUCCUGGAAAUGUAUUGCCAUCAUUGGUGCAAGCUAUAUUUAAUGGAGAUCCUGAUGAAGUUCGAGCACUGAUAUUUAAGAAAGAAGAUGUUAACUUUCAGGACAAUGAAAAGAGAACUCCACUACAUGCUGCUGCCUAUCUUGGAGAUGCAGAAAUUAUUGAACUGCUUAUUUUAUCUGGAGCUAGAGUUAAUGCCAAAGACAACAAAUGGUUGACACCUUUACACAGAGCAGUUGCAUCAUGUAGUGAGGAGGCAGUUCAGGUACUUUUGAAACAUUCUGCAGACGUUAAUGCUCGAGACAAAAAUUGGCAAACCCCUCUACAUAUAGCUGCUGCUAAUAAAGCUGUAAAGUGUGCUGAAGCUUUGGUGCCUCUGCUGAGUAACGUAAACGUAUCUGAUCGAGCAGGGAGAACUGCUUUACAUCAUGCAGCUUUCAGUGGGCACAGUGAGAUGGUCAAAUUAUUGUUGUCUAGAGGCGCCAAUAUUAAUGCUUUUGAUAAAAAAGAUAGACGUGCUAUUCAUUGGGCAGCAUAUAUGGGUCACAUGGAAGUAGUGAAAUUACUUGUGACACACGGAGCUGAAGUGACAUGCAAGGAUAAGAAGUCAUACACACCUCUUCAUGCAGCAGCUUCUAGUGGAAUGAUCAAUGUUGUCAAGUAUCUUCUAGAUCUUGGAGUUGUUAUGAAUGAGCCAAAUGCAUAUGGAAACACACCCCUCCAUGUAGCCUGCUACAAUGGACAAGAUGUUGUAGUGAAUGAGCUUAUAGACUGUGGUGCUAAUGUAAAUCAGAAGAAUGAGAAAGGAUUUACUCCUUUGCACUUCGCUGCUGCGUCAACACAUGGAGCCUUGUGUUUAGAACUUCUAGUUAAUCGUGGGGCUGAUGUUAAUAUGAAGAGCAAAGAUGGUAAAACCCCUCUACAUAUGACUGCCCUCCAUGGUAGAUUCUCCAGAUCACAAACCAUUAUCCAGAGUGGAGCUGUAAUUGACUGUGAGGAUAAGAAUGGAAACACCCCUUUGCAUAUAGCAGCAAGGUAUGGCCAUGAGCUGCUAAUCAACACUCUCAUUACAAGUGGUGCUGACACUGCAAAGCGUGGCAUACAUGGAAUGUUCCCCCUCCAUUUGGCAGCCUUAAGUGGUUUUUCCGAUUGCUGUAGGAAACUUCUUUCUUCAGGCUUUGAUAUAGAUACCCCAGAUGAUUUUGGCAGGACCUGUCUGCAUGCGGCUGCAGCUGGAGGAAAUUUGGAGUGCCUGAACCUUCUGCUGAAUACUGGUGCUGCAGACUUUAAUAAAAAGGACAAAUUUGGAAGAUCUCCACUGCACUAUGCUGCUGCCAACUGCAAUUACCAGUGCCUGUUUGCUCUUGUGGGAUCAGGAGCAAGUGUGAAUGAUCUGGAUGAAAGAGGCUGCACACCCUUGCAUUAUGCAGCUACAUCAGACACAGAUGGCAAGUGCCUGGAAUAUUUAUUAAGAAAUGAUGCAAAUCCAGGGAUUCGAGACAAGCAAGGAUAUAAUGCAGUUCAUUAUUCAGCAGCUUAUGGUCACCGUCUUUGUCUUCAAUUGAUUGCAAGUGAAACUCCUUUAGAUGUUUUAAUGGAAACCUCAGGAACAGAUAUGUUGAAUGAUUCAGACAACAGAGCAACAAUAAGCCCUUUGCACUUGGCUGCCUAUCACGGUCACCAUCAAGCACUUGAAGUGUUGGUACAGUCUUUGUUAGAUCUUGAUGUCCGAAAUAGUAGCGGAAGAACACCCUUAGAUCUUGCUGCAUUUAAGGGCCAUAUUGAAUGUGUGGAUGUACUCAUCAAUCAGGGAGCCUCAAUCUUAGUGAAAGAUUACGUUUUGAAGAGAACACCUAUACAUGCAGCAGCAACAAAUGGUCAUUCAGAAUGCUUACGGCUACUUGUAGGAAAUGCAGAACCACAGAAUGCAGUAGAUAUUCAAGAUGGAAAUGGACAGACUCCUCUAAUGCUGUCUGUCCUCAAUGGGCACACAGACUGUGUCUACUCACUGCUGAAUAAAGGAGCAAAUGUAGAUGCCAAAGAUAAAUGGGGAAGAACAGCGUUACAUAGAGGGGCAGUUACAGGCCAUGAAGAAUGUGUGGAUACAUUACUUCAACAUGGUGCUAAGUGCUUGUUUCGGGAUAGCAGGGGUCGAACACCUAUUCACUUGUCAGCUGCUUGUGGGCACAUCGGUGUUCUUGGAGCCCUUUUGCAGUCAGCGUCAUCUGUGGAUGCAAAUCCAGCCAUAGCAGACAAUCACGGAUACACAGCACUUCACUGGGCUUGUUAUAAUGGUCAUGAAACAUGUGUAGAACUUCUUUUAGAACAGGAAGUUUUUCAGAACAUAGAAGGAAACGCAUUCAGUCCAUUGCAUUGUGCUGUGAUAAAUGACAACGAAGGUGCUGCUGAGAUGUUAAUUGAUACGUUAGGUGCCAGCAUUGUGAAUGCCACAGAUUCAAAAGGAAGGACUCCUCUCCAUGCAGCUGCCUUCACAGAUCAUGUAGAGUGUUUGCAACUAUUACUCAGCCAUAACGCUCAAGUCAAUUCUGUGGACUCUUCUGGGAAGACACCUCUCAUGAUGGCAGCAGAAAAUGGACAAACAAAUACAGUUGAGAUGCUGGUUAGCAGUGCUAGUGCAGAUCUGACUUUACAAGAUAACAGUAAAAACACUGCCCUCCAUUUGGCUUGCAGCAAGGGUCAUGAAACUAGUGCCUUGUUAAUACUGGAAAAGAUAACAGAUAGAAACCUCAUCAAUGCAACGAAUGCAGCCUUGCAAACACCUCUGCAUGUUGCUGCGCGGAAUGGGCUAACAAUGGUGGUUCAGGAACUGCUGGGGAAAGGAGCAAGUGUUCUUGCAGUAGAUGAAAACGGCUAUACCCCAGCUUUGGCUUGUGCUCCCAAUAAGGAUGUGGCUGAUUGCCUCGCUCUCAUCUUGGCCACCAUGAUGCCUGUCUCAGCAAGUAACUCUUUAUCAUCCCUGACCUUCAAUGCCAUUAACCGUUAUACCAACACCUCAAAAACAGUUAGCUUUGAAGCUUUGCCUAUCAUGAGGAAUGAACCUAGCUCCUAUUGCAGCUUCAACAACAUUCUCGGGCAGUUCUUAUAUACUGAUGUGGAUGAGCUCAAUGACUCUGAUUCCGAGACCUACUAAGAAGCUGAGCCAGAGGUCCAGAAGGACAUACUGACACUAAUGUUUCAAACUGUGCUUCUUCAGGGAAAAGGCACUUUCUUAUUCACAUACAAAUUCAACCUAAGAGGAAGGAUCACAGAGUGAGCAAAUAUAAGAAAAGGAUGACAUUAAGAAGAGUUUUAAAGGCAAGUUUGCAAAAGGAACUCCUAGAAUCUUGAAAUAGACUUGACCAGAAGAAAACGUUUUGAUGUCAGUUUGCUUUGUGGAACCUUUAAAUUUGAUUUUGCAGUGCCAGGAAAAUUUGGGACACUGUGCACCCUAAUCUGCUUACAACACACUGUUAUUAAAGAAGAGAUAAGGACACUAGAUUUAAUUUACCAAUAAAACUAUAAAUUAAAAGGCAAUAAAAAUGUGGUACAGUAGGCAUUAUGUGCACAGUAAAUUGCCAAAGGACCAAAUAACUUAAAGGUUUGUAAUAGAAUGCCAUUUGUGGAAACUGCAGGUGUAGGUGAGAUGAGAUGUUACCUAAACCAAACUUUAAUAUUUCUGAAAAUGAAGUGAGAUUUGAAUUUAAUUUUUUUUAAGAAAACAUCUGAAAGCCUUCUAAUAAUGUAUUAAAACAUGAAAGAAAACAGGUGUAUUUUUACAUUUUCUUUCUUUUACAUAAAAUUUUAAGAAUUCCAGCUUUUAUAAUACUAGGUUGGAAAACCAGCUGACUGGAUGCAGUCGGGGUGAAAAUUCUUGUAAUAUAGAUUUGAGCUAGAUUGGGCUCAUGCUGUUCUUGCCCAAUUUUGAAUUCAGCUAUUUUUGUUUAAAAAAUGUAAAGAAAUUCUUGAAAGAAGAAAAUUCCACGAAAUCAAAAUGAACAUUAUUUUCACCCUGUUGCAGCUAAGAGGUAAUGAUGUUUCAGUCUCACUACUUUGGAUAGAAUACCUUUAUCACUUAUGUUACUUUGUGCCUCCAGAAUGGAUUGGUGAGUUGUCCUUUUUUUAGGGAAGAAUCAGAAGAAAAACAAUCCUUUGUUACUUGUAAGGUAUCAUCAGGUCUCUUGGAAGAUUUUCUGUGUUGCGCAAGAUUUAAAAUUCUAAAGCCUUUAGGUCCUAAUCACAUUUAAGCAUCAUGUUUGUAACAUGUUUGGGGAAAGAAGCUAUUGCCUGCAGGAUUUGAAUCGCUUUCCAAAUACAGAGGAAAGCUAAAAAGGCUGAUGUGCAGGCUUUUAAAUAACUAUUUUUAUGGUUCUGCUUUUACUGUAACUGUCACUUUCCCAGUGAAAACGAGUUAACAUACAGAGGGGCUCUUAAAGGUCUGGGUAACGUUCCAUAAAUUUUCUCAAAAUACCCAAUUUCAGUUUAUCCUUUUUGUAUUGUGAAACUGGAAACUUUAUGACAUUGUAAAUUAUCAGCUGGUUUUUCUGAAUAUAAAGUGUGAAAACACAGAACAGUAUUUUGAUCUAUUUGAUAAUUUUGUGGGGAUUUUGAAGAAAUAAUGAGCAUGUACAUAGAAAUAGUGACUGCUUGAAUACUGUAUUUACUUGCACUCUUUCAGUACAUCAAGAUUCCUGUAUAUUUUAGAGUAUAAUAAAACACAGAUGUGAGUUGUAUUUAAUGAAUAA